AUCAUUAUGACGUUUGGCUUGUGGUUCCUCGUAAGAAGACAGGGGGAUGAGGAUCCUCACUUCACCCAGACUUAUAAUGUAGCUUUUAUUCUCUUCUCUUGUCUCGUGCAGCAAGGUUCCUGGAUCCUGCCCACCACAGGCCGCGCUCAAGCUGUCCUGUGGAUGUUCUGGUUCACGUCUGUGGUUCUCUACGCAUCCUACACCGCCCGUCUGACAUCCUUCCUCACCGUGUCUUCUCUGAGACUUCCUUUCACCACCUUGGAAGAAGCCGUACAUUUGCCUGAGUGGAAAAUAGGACUGCAAAAGGGGACGUCGGUUAUUGAGACUCUGAAGAGAGCCACGCCCAAGAGCAGUUACCACUCCGUCUGGCAAGGCAUCGAACGGAACAAGAACCUCCUGACGACCAACGAAGAAGCGGCCAUCGUUCGCCUGCUGACCGAGGAGAAAUUUGCGUUUCUCGGCGAGCAGCUGACCAUGAGUUACCUCAUUAACGGAAAUUGCUCCAUUACUGAGAUUCCAGGGAGUUACCUUGCUGGCUACGUCUCCUUAGGACUCCGAAAGAAACUGCCGUGGGCGACGGUCCUCAACCAAGAGUAA
Messenger RNA from Penaeus monodon (black tiger shrimp), 597 nucleotides. Its product is annotated as glutamate receptor ionotropic, kainate 2-like. The record is from RefSeq and is a predicted model, not a curated record. Lineage: Eukaryota; Metazoa; Arthropoda; Malacostraca; Decapoda; Penaeidae. The coding region runs from base 7 to 597 and encodes 196 amino acids. The transcript has 4 exons. Gene Ontology annotation, molecular function: signaling receptor activity; ligand-gated monoatomic ion channel activity. Gene Ontology annotation, cellular component: plasma membrane.